CACGAUAAGCCCCGUUCGAACUAAUUGGUCCGCAUAUGAGCUGCUACUGGUAGAAUUGGUAUGGCCGUUGCGGGUCCAGCAAGGGCUGAAGAAGGACUCGUGGGAUGCGGGGUCCUGAUUUGGAGCAGACACUGUUCUACAACCUAUCUUCUUCCAAACAAUCCCAAGAUCGACACAAUCUGCCAUGUUUGAGAGCCGCAUUUACAGUCAGCCCUAUCACUGGGAGAAUAGCGACGGCUGGGUCUCCAAAUUAGCCUCCCGCGAUCCGAACAUAGUCAUUUUGGUGCAAGUCGACGAUGCUUCUACGCCGCAGUUCAUUGAGCUAAAUCGACACCUUGUCCGUCACACCACCGUUAAAGAAUUCCUACGUGGAUCGGAAGAUCGUGAGCUGGAAGAAGCAUGCCAGGUGUCGUUUGUCACCACGUCUGAACCGGAGCAGAGCUCGGACAAUUCUGGCGCCGUCUUCAUGCUUUCCCGACCAAAGAACGGCAAGACUAAGCGACAGCAAUACCGCGUACCAGAGGAUCAUUUUGUCUUUGGAAGACAGGGGCGAGCCACUGACUUUUCCAUCUCUGCUAGAAAGAACGUGAGCCACGCCCUCUUCUGGAUUGGCUACGAUGAAAAUAGUCGCCCAAUUGUCCAGUCUCGUGGAUCCUCUCAAUACGAUAUACACGUCAAUGACAUUCUCCUCCAACAGGAUGCGGAUACCGAUACCGCAUGCCUAUGGCUGAAUCCCCACCUCGCAAACGAGAUAGAGGUUGUUGGUCUCGCGAAAUUGAGAGUAUAUUGCCGGAACGUCCGGCUUCUUGACGAUCCCAUCGUCCCACAGAUCGCUGAUUCGAGCGAAAUUGAAAGUUCGGUCUACAGCCUUGCUACCACUGCCGUUCUCGCAUCGUCAAUGACAGCACCUGGAUUCACACGUGAGGGGCCAAGCCUUGUGUUCUAUCCACACCGAAUUGCAAAUGAGGAGUACUUGGCUCUCGAUAUGUGCACAGGUUAUGAGUAUAUCGCCCGGUAUACUCCUGUGUCGAAUAUCAAGCUACUGAGGCAAAAUGUGUGUGAUUUUCAAGAUCUUCGUGUUGACGGGAGUUUCUUAAUACCCACCGCCGUCCAUCAUGUUUCUGGGGUCAACUGCCUAUUGGUCCCUUUUCGACCCGGUAUCUUGAGCCUGCAAGCCAUAUCCAAUGACGACCACUAUUCUCUAGCGGAGCGCCGGGUUCUGGGGGUCAGACUCUUCCGCGAGCUACUUCGCGUUAUUGGCCGGCUUCAUCGUCAAGGAUUCAGCCAUGGUCGUCUGAGCAUGAGGACCGUGCUUGCUGUGCCGUCGCCUUGCGAUAUUGUACCCAUAUAUAUCGACUGUUCCUCCCUCACUCUCGGAGACCCAACGUUGUUCUCCAACGAUUGCCUGUCAAUCUUCAGCCUGGUGAGAGACUUCAUCGGGGAACCAUUAGAUGAGCUGUGGACUCAGGACUCGUCUUUAACGGAGAUCUGGAAAAACUAUCUCUCGAAAUCUCCAGGGACUUCUUGGAAGCGCACAGUUAUCGAGAUUGGACGACAGCUCAAUCUAUCUGACCAAAAAAGCUCCGAUGGUUGGGAUUGUUUAACGGUUUACAAAGACGUUCUUGUUUCUCCAAGCGGCAAUCGGGUUUCCACCACCGACAUUGAGUUCUUCCUGCUUAUGCAGGUCAGUGUUCAACAAAUCAAGGAUGGCAAAGGACAGCACAUUAUCAAUGCCGUCCGGAAAUACGACGAGGACGGGACAAUCGCAAUCACCGAGCUCGAAACAGUCAUUGAUCACCUGAGGAGGAAGCACAGUGUUUCUUUUUACUUUGGGGAGCUUUCUCGGUUCCUUGAGAACCCGGGCCGCACCUUGCUGAGAACCGCACAGAACAUUCCUUACCACCCGUCCUGUGGUCUGCUUCAGCUUGAGCCCAUACUCCAUUUGGCGCCAGACAAUGAACGACAAGGACUGGAGAGCUUCUGCAGUGACUUGUAUGAGCUUCGCGGACAUCAACCGGGUGUCUUCGUGACGCUGCUACAGUUCCAGCAGAUCGCUAAACACCUUGAUCUACAGUAUGAGCCAAGAGACCUCGUAGAGCCAUCUAAUAGCAUGGCCAGGUACUCAUCGCCUGACUGGUAUUUGGUCAGUCAUCACCAGUUCUGUGGCGUCCAAGCUGUUGGAGCACUUGAUAAUGUCGUGGCCGGAAGCACUCAGCCUCACACAGGAGAGAUCCUGCCACGAAUCACAAUCAAUCGCGCUGCGCUUUUCAGUUCAUACCAUUCGCAGAGCAGGGCUGGCAUGGGCACAUGCUCGGUGGCGUCGUCAGAGGACCCGUUCACGUUCAAGUUUAGCACUGCUCGAAGACCUCUGGCAAAGACCCAGGCAGGCGAGAUUGCACGCAGGAUUGAUGGGCAAACGCUUAGCACCACCCCUCAACAAGAUCUAUUGCCGGAUCAGGAGCGGCUGCAGCGAUGGUUCGCAGAUUCUGGAUCACGACGCCGAAAUUCCGGCAUAACCAGGACUAAAAGACCUUGGGAGGGUUGAUCCUCACAAGCAUUUGGGCCAGGUGUGUCAGAGUCCAUACACAAGGGUUCGGCCUAUCAUGACCCUAUUGCUUCUUGCUCGCUCUUCGGCAAACCACGACACUCCAGAAUUGA
This is a messenger RNA of Microdochium trichocladiopsis, 2658 nucleotides long. RefSeq lists its product as uncharacterized. Bases 185 to 2545 code for a protein of 786 amino acids. The transcript has 3 exons. The record is from RefSeq and is a predicted model, not a curated record. NCBI's taxonomy places the organism in Eukaryota, Fungi, Ascomycota, Sordariomycetes, Xylariales, Microdochiaceae.